Molecule: messenger RNA, 753 nt
Organism: Pochonia chlamydosporia 170
Lineage: Eukaryota; Fungi; Ascomycota; Sordariomycetes; Hypocreales; Clavicipitaceae
Product: O-methyltransferase
Exons: 2
Coding region: 1-753 (250 amino acids)
Molecular function (GO): O-methyltransferase activity
Source: RefSeq, a predicted model, not a curated record
AUGUCAGCAGCCGCGAUUGCUCAACAAGCCGUUGUCGCAAGCCCUCGGGUUCACGAUCUGCUCCAAAAGCUACAUAGUCUGUCCGAGGCGCAGGAGAAGUCGGUUUCUCAAAUCUUCUUUUAUCUCAAGCGGCUCUUUGCCUUUUAUCUCUACCGAUCAGAAUGGUCUGCUGCGGCAGAUGAUCACAUGAGGGACAAGUUUGUAAGUCUGGAGCAGGACAAGUGCCAACUUUUGUACUUGCUGGCUCGAUCCAGUGGUGCAAGAAAUAUUGUAGAAGCGGGCACGAGCUUCGGAGUGUCAACUAUCUACUUGGCUCUGGCUGUUGGACAGAAUGUAGCUGAUGCGCGGGCUGCAACUGGCAAAGCCGUAACUGGAAAAGUCAUUGCCACCGAAAAGGAGCCUACAAAGGCUGCCAGGGCAAGGAACCAUUGGAAAGAAGCAGGCGACGAGAUUGAGCCAUGGAUUGAGCUGCGAGAAGGCAACUUGCUCGAGACUCUCAAGGUUGAAGAGGGCAUGCCUGACCAAAUUGAUCUGCUGCUUCUUGAUAUUUGGACACCCAUGGCGCUGCCAACGUUGGAGAUUAUCCGCCCAAGAUUGCGCAAGGGGGCAAUGGUGCUUGCUGACAACACCGUCAUGGCCAAGCCCUUGUACAAGGAGUUUCUUGACUAUGUCAACAACCCAGCAAAUGGCUUCAAAACAACAACGAUGCCCUACUCGGGAGGGUUGCUUUUGGCGGUGUAUUUGCCAGCCUAA